Messenger RNA from Rhipicephalus sanguineus (brown dog tick), 1819 nucleotides. RefSeq names its product Golgi to ER traffic protein 4 homolog. The transcript has 7 exons. Gene Ontology annotation, biological process: protein insertion into ER membrane. NCBI's taxonomy places the organism in Eukaryota, Metazoa, Arthropoda, Arachnida, Ixodida, Ixodidae. Gene Ontology annotation, molecular function: protein binding. Gene Ontology annotation, cellular component: BAT3 complex; cytosol. Bases 42 to 1010 code for a protein of 322 amino acids. The record is from RefSeq and is a predicted model, not a curated record.
UCGUUUCUGGUUUCCCCACUCUCGCUGAUGGGCUGGCCAAAAUGGCGGCGCGGGCUACGGGCACGUCCCGUGUGCUAAACAAAUUGGAAGCGUGCAUCGACUCCGGAAAUUAUUACGAAGCCCAUCAGAUGUACAGGACCCUAUAUUUCAGAUACCGAGGCCAAAAGCGAUACGGCGAGCUCAAGGAACUGCUCUACAAUGGUGCCGUCAAGCUCCUCAGGUUGGAACAGUGCAACAGCGGAGCCGACCUUGCGAACCUACUAGUGGACGUGCUUGUUCAGUCCGACACUGAACCCUGCGAUGAACAGAUCGAACGGUUGGGGCGCCUGUUUGCCCUGCUGGUGCCACACUCGCCCGAGCGGUCGGCGUUCCUGGCGCGGGCACUGCAGUGGUCGGCCGGCAAGGAGCAGCCCGCGCGGGGUCACCCCCAGCUCCACCGGCUGGUGGCGCUCACCCUCUGGAAGGAGAAGAACUACCCGGAGGCGCGGCACCACUUCGUGCACUCGACGGACGGCGACGGCUGCGCUGCCAUGCUCAUCGAGUUCCAGACGACCAAGGGCUACAGCUCCGAGAUCGACCUGUUCAUCGCCCAGACGGUGUUCCAGUACCUGUGCCUCCGCAAUCCUUCCACAGCCUCGGUCGUUUUCUUAGCGUACACGCGUCGCCACCCCAGCGUCCACCCUGGGCCGCCCUACUACCUGCCGCUGCUCAACUUCCUCUGGUUUCUCCUCCUCGCCGUUGAAACGAGGAAGCUGGCGGUGUUCACAGUGCUGUGCGAGCAGUACCAGCCGACCAUCAGCCGGGACCCCACGUACCCACAGUACCUAGACAAAAUUGGCCAGCUCUUCUUCGGCCUCCCGCCGCCACCCAAGCCGCAGGGCAUGUUCGGCAACCUGAUCCAGACGCUACUGGGGGGACUGGAAGACGACGACUCCGGCACGUCGUCACAAGCGGGCAUGGCGUCGGGGCAGUCGACAUCCGCAGAGGUCCAGCCGGAAGAGUUGGAUUAGGUUUUAUACGGAAGGAGACGGAGUCCAGCGUCGUUGACGGCCCCGGUUUCCGCCGCCGGCAGAUCGGAACUCGAGAUGUGCGAGCAAGGUUUAACGGGCCCGGCAUAGUUUUUGUGCAUAAAGGAAAAAAGAUGGCGAUUGUUAUCAUCACGGUAAAAAUCCACUUGACGCGACACAGAGAAGCUCUACGACAAAGCGAGCGAGGAUGGAGUUGCUCUUCGAAGGGAAGGGAAAAAAAAAAGAAUGGGUCAGUGGUGCCGUUUGUUGCAGACGUUUUAUCGCUUGUAGAUUUUACGCGUCCUGGCUGCCGGCUACGUUUAUAACGCCGCGCGCGGGUCGAUGCGGCCCGGGAUACGGAUGGCCACGAUCCGCGCGUUUUUUUUUGAUGUCGGGAGGGUCGGGCGUGGAGGAUUUUUUUUUUUUUCAAACAGUCAUCGCUUAGCCAACAGUUGUUGCCAGUUACCAGCGAUGGCUGACAGCACGGCGUUGUACGUUAGUUUACGAAAUAUUUGUCAUUUUUUCUUCUUGCUUUGCUGAAACCAGCAGCCCAACAGCAUUUUUGUUUUCUUUCUCUUCGAGGCUCAAUUGAAGUGCAUUUUUGCAAUGUAAGUUUAUUAUUAUUAAACUAUCCUGUGAAUUCUGGGAGAGCCUAUUACUUUUUUUAUUACUUCCUUUGUUUUAAUAUGCUUUGACUGUUUACAGACUGGUUUCUGUGGAAAAAAAAGAAAAGUUCAUUUGGCUUAUGAAAGAAGCUGCUGUGAAUACACUACGUUUGCCACUGGAGCAAUAAAAAAAAAGUGACACACCGA